CGUCAAAGUUGUAUGAUCACGACCUCGAGACACUGCUGUUGGCUGCCACUUUCUGUACGGCACAAAACAACACAAACAUUCUGCCCAGAAUGAGGGUCUUCGGCUUCGUCCUUUUAGCAUUGAGCCUCGCAGGAAUCGCCCUGGCAUGGACUAAAGAAGAUCAUGAAAUCUUCGACCUGGUAACAGCUCUGGAGACCGCCGAGGGCAAGGGGACGUCGUUCUACUCGUUCUUGAAUGUCACCCCCAGUGCUACGCUCGAUCAGAUCAACAAGGCUUAUAGGAAGAGGAGCAUGGUGUUGCACCCCGACAAAAAUCGUAACGUGCCCGAUAUCCAAGCUCGAUUCGCUCGUCUUGGAGUCAUCACGAACAUUCUGCGAAAUUCGGAAGAGAGGGCUCGAUACGAUCACUUCUACAAGAAUGGCAUCCCUCGAUGGAGAGGAACCGGCUACUACUACUCUCGUUUCCGACCUUCCUUGGUCCAUGUCCUCGUCUUUUUGGCCUUCCUGACUUCUGUCAUUCACUACGUCAUCCUCUACAUGCGAGAGAAGAGGGACCAAGGUCGGGUCGAGUGGUUCGAGAGGAGGGCUCGUGAAUUGGCUUUCCCCGGUUUGACCUCUGGAGGUAGCGGUACCAGCACCCCUCUGCCCGUUGAAAAGGCCGAAGUCGUCGCCGACGUCUUGGGACAGCUCGAUUCCGCAGAAGUUGAGACCCCUACCGAAGCCGAGCCCAAACUCACCCGUCGUCAAGCCCGUUCCCGUGAGGGUCGCAAGGAGCUGGCCAAGUUCAAGACCGAAAAAGAGCAGCCGGCGCAAAAGGCUCGACCUGUCACCCCGGUCGUCGCCGAAACGAGCGAGAAACGACGCAAGGUUAGGGUUCCUUAUGUCGAGGAUGGUCCUCAGGGUGGACCCGUGCUUGAUCUUGUGGUCAACGGGGAUGGGGAUGUAUUGCUCCCUGGAGACAUCCCUCUCCGAUCUCAAAUCCGAGCUGCGUCUUACAAUGACCUGUGGCCAGUCGCUCUCGCUCGCUCAAUUUACACCAAGUUCAACUCACCCUCUGCUACCGCGGAGGAUGCGGACGAGAUCGACGAAAAUGACGAGAUGGAAACCUCGACUGUGGCCAAGAAAUCCGGACGAAAGGCCAGCAAAAAGCCUCGUUCGUUAGCGAAACGAGGGGUGAACGGCAAGAACUGAACGGGCUGUAUCGAUCGUUGAACAAUGAACAUGCAUACCCUUUCAAUAGCGUCUCCAAA
Filobasidium floriforme is the source of this 1249-nucleotide messenger RNA. RefSeq lists its product as uncharacterized. The record is from RefSeq and is a predicted model, not a curated record. Gene Ontology annotation, cellular component: endomembrane system. The transcript is spliced from 6 exons. The coding region runs from base 90 to 1190 and encodes 366 amino acids. Lineage: Eukaryota; Fungi; Basidiomycota; Tremellomycetes; Filobasidiales; Filobasidiaceae.